Hemicordylus capensis (graceful crag lizard) is the source of this 1495-nucleotide messenger RNA. It is a transcript of the gene B3GALT9, whose product is annotated as beta-1,3-galactosyltransferase 9. Gene Ontology annotation, cellular component: membrane. The transcript is spliced from 2 exons. Bases 283 to 1398 code for a protein of 371 amino acids. Gene Ontology annotation, molecular function: hexosyltransferase activity. The record is from RefSeq and is a predicted model, not a curated record. Lineage: Eukaryota; Metazoa; Chordata; Lepidosauria; Squamata; Cordylidae.
UCUGCACCGUGGAUUCUUUCAACUCAAGAAAUUAAUAAAGCACAAAAGACUAAUUACCCCACUUUGAUGCCAACGUAACCCAAUCCCUCCUCUGGAAUUACAUUGCUCGAAGAAUGAGCUGAGUGGAAAAAAAUCAAGCACGCUGGACGCGGCCGUAACUUUAUCUGCAGGAACCUACAUAGCUAAUGCUUGGUCCAGUACAGAAGUGUUACUGCUACGUCCAAAGCAGCACCUUGCUCUUCCAAAAGACGUUGGAAAUUCCCCACACAGUUCCCCAACGUCAUGCAGCUGCUGUUCUGCAGGCUCCGGACACGCCAGUGGUGCUUCAUUCUCUUUAACAUCAUCCUCUUCCACAUUUUGCUCUUCGGGGCUGAUCUGGUGGAGGAAUACUUUCUGCGAGCGCUCCCAACUACCUACACGGACGUGAAGGUCCUGGAAGCCAGGGAGAGAGCCCGGAAGCUGGAUAUGUCCCCCCGGAAGACGGGCAUCUCCAAGGGUUAUGUGCUCACCAGCUCAGAAGCAUGUUCCAGGGAAGAGAUCUUCCUGCUCGUUCUCGUUUUCAGCAGCCCCGAGAACUCAUCGAGACGUGACACGAUUCGGGAGACGUGGGCUAACCUGACGCACAUCCGCGGUUACAGGACUCUCGUCCUGUUCGCAUUAGGGAAGCCGUCUUCAGAAGCCACCCAGCUGGAGGUCAUCAAGGAAUGGCAGAAGCACCGAGACCUCGUUGAAGGAGUUUUGCUCGACUCUCCCGAGAAUCAGACACUGAAGACCACGAUGGUGGUGGAAUGGACCAUCACCUUCUGCCCCAGGGCAAGGUUCAUUCUCAAAGCCGACGAGGAGAUGUUUGUUAACCUCCCCAGUUUGGUUGAGUACCUGCUGAGCUUAAGAACUCACCCCGAGGACAUUUACCUGGGGAGGGUGGUCCAUCAAGAGAUGCCCAACAGAGAGCCAGGGAGUCGCGGCUUUGUCCCUCUCCAAAAGUACCCCGAGAAGUUUUACCCCGACUACUGCAGUGCGACAGCGUUCGUCAUUUCACAGGAUGUGGCUCGGAAGAUCUACGUCACGUCCGGGGAGGUCCCUCUUUCACUGCCUCCUGGUGUCUUCGUUGGAAUCUGUACAAGGAAUGCUGGCGUGGUGCCCGUUCACAGCUCUCGGUUUUCCGGGAAGAGGCACAUCCGCUACAACCGAUGCUGCUACAAGUUCAUUUUCACCUCGUCCGUGCUGAGAGAUGGCCAGCUGGCCCAAGAAUGGGAGGAGAUGAGUACCAGCAAAGACUGCACGUUACUGGAAACCUACUAUGGGCUGGUCUCUUGCAAGGUCAUGACUUACCUGGAUGGAUUUAAACACAUGAGUGUCGACGCCCUUCAGAACGAGGCUCUCCAUUUGUCUGAUUAAGUGUUGAUUUGAACAGAGUUGACCAAAGGAAUUAGAAUGAUCUCAGAUUUGAUCCACAAUGGAUCUCCUGAUGCAUUGUUUAAAAGUAUGUAUGCAA